GAUCGAUAUUGAGCUUUAGAAAGUGGAGCCGAGUUUGCUCAUCAAUUCAAGUUUAUAACAAACCGUUCCUCGUAAUCAUCGAACAUCGUCAGUAGCCCCCAAAAGCUUGAGAAGAAAAGGAAAAACAAAUCGAACUAUAACAAUUCGCAGCAAAAUGGCAUCUGCACUAAACAAAAUUGCGCUCUCCUCAACUUGUUCUUCACUGCCCUCCAUUUCCCCUUACAAGCACAAGACUUCGAGGUUUCUUACCAGGAUAGGUCACGAAAAUCCUCGGAAAGGCGCCAUCUUUUUCUCCUUUUCUCGGUCAUAUGCAUCUCGGGCUAUGGCUCGUGAUGUUGGCAAUGUGCAGAGGCAAAUUAGUAGUCUCGAAUCUCUCUUUUGUUACAAUAAACCGAUUCCCGAGGAAAUAAUCGAGAAACCUGUUGGUUUAUCUCUACCCGAAAAAGAUAUCGGGGACAAUCCUCGAUGCACGAGCUGUCAGACGAAAGGGGCCAUUCUUUGCGCCACUUGUUCCGGUUCAGGCUUAUAUGUGGAUUCUAUCUUGGAGAGCCAAGGAAUAAUUGUCAAAGUUGUGGAGGAACUGGGAAUAUUAUGUGCUCCGAAUGUGGUGGCCGGGGCCACAUUUGACUGGGCUUCUAUGAACAAGGGCUGCGACGCGUCAAUCCUGAUCGACCCCACCGCCACCUCACCAUCGGAAAAGGACGCGGGCCCCAACGAGACCGUCCGCGGCUACGACCUAAUCGACUCCGCCAAGAAAGCCCUCGAAGCCGCGUGCCCCUCGACCGUCUCGUGCGCCGACAUCAUCACCCUAGCCACCCGGGACUCCGUCACCCUCGCCGGCGGGCCCAGAUACGACGUCCCCACGGGCCGUCGAGACGGGCUCGUCUCCGACCCAAACGAGGCCGCGAGCCUCCCGGGCCCGUCCGACCCCAUUCGGGCCGUGCUCGGGCUCUUCCGGGCCAAGGGCCUCACCGCCAACGACACGGUGGCCCUCCUCGGGGCCCACACCGUCGGCGUGGCCCACUGCGCGUUUUUCCAAGACCGGCUCACGGGCUUCGGGCCGUCCGGUAAUAGGCCCGACCCGAACAUGGACCCGGGCCUUGCAGCCCGGUUAAGGAGGUUGUGUGGGACGGAGAUCCGGCCGUUGGAUCGGGACCCGACGGCGUUCCUCGAUCAGGGGACGCCGUUCGGUUUCGACAAUCAAUUUUACAAUCAGACGGUUUUUCGGAGGGGCAUUUUGGAGAUUGAUCGGGCGCUAGUGGUCGACCGGACGACACGGCCGAUCGUGUUGGGUUUCGCGAAAAACGGCGUCGUUUUCGGGCAGAGUUUUGCGAGGGCUAUGGUGAAGAUGAGCAAGAUUGAAGUUCUCGUGGGGAAGGCCGGCGAGAUAAGGAGAAAUUGCCGGGUUUUUAAUCCAAAACCAUCUCGAUCUCGUCGUGGAGUUUGAUUACUCGAGUGGGUUUAAACUAAUUAAUUGAUUGUUUUUACUUUUUUGUAUUUCAUAUUUUGAUAUUUG
Striga asiatica is the source of this 1516-nucleotide messenger RNA. The record is from the annotation of a GenBank genome assembly. NCBI's taxonomy places the organism in Eukaryota, Viridiplantae, Streptophyta, Magnoliopsida, Lamiales, Orobanchaceae.